AUGGCUGAGGCCGACGUGCCGACUGCGGGCCACUGGUUUCCAGCGAGGGUCUGCCUGCGUGAGCGGCGGUUCUGUAACCAAUCUGACGAGUUGCUGACUCUGGAACGAGCCUUUGUAUUUCAGCAUUUCUCUGCUGGUAGGGAAAUAAAUGCCACAGCCGGGCAAGAUGGCCUUCUGAAAGAUUGUGCGACAAUCGAGGAUCCCUAUCAGGUCCCCCCAGACCUGCUCACCUGGCCCCCUGGUUUCCUGCCCGACCCGGGCCCUGACAUUUUGAUGGAGCGCUCCGGGGCCUUGCUCUCCGACCCUCCAGCUCUCCAACCCUCCGACCCUCCAGCGCUCCAACCCUCCAACCCUUCGGCCCUCCAACCCUCCAACCCUCCGACCCUCCAGCGCUCCAACCCUCCGACCCUUCGGCCCUCCAACCCUCCGACCCUCCAGCGCUCCGACCCUCCGACCCUCCGACCCUCCGACCCUCCAGCGCUCCAACCCUCCGACCCUUCGGCCCUCCAACCCUCCGACCCUCCAGCCCUCCAAACCUCCAACCCUCCGACCCUCCGACCCUCCAAUCCUCCGACCCUCCAGCCCUCCAGCCCUCCAGCCAAGUGGCAGCUGGAGGUCUGA
Lampris incognitus (smalleye Pacific opah) is the source of this 621-nucleotide messenger RNA. RefSeq lists its product as uncharacterized. The coding region runs from base 1 to 621 and encodes 206 amino acids. The record is from RefSeq and is a predicted model, not a curated record. The transcript is spliced from 4 exons. NCBI's taxonomy places the organism in Eukaryota, Metazoa, Chordata, Actinopteri, Lampriformes, Lampridae.